AUGCGUCCCGAAAUCGAGCAGGAGCUCGCCCACACCUUGCUGGUGGAGCUGCUCGCCUACCAAUUCGCCUCGCCCGUGCGAUGGAUUGAGACCCAGGAUGUCAUCCUCGCCGAACAGCGCACCGAGCGCAUUGUUGAGAUUGGUCCCGCAGAUACCCUCGGUGGCAUGGCCCGCCGGACGCUUGCCUCGAAGUACGAGGCUUACGAUGCUGCCACAUCCGUCCAGCGUCAAAUUCUCUGCUACAACAAAGACGCCAAGGAGAUCUACUACGACGUCGACCCAAUCGAAGAAGAGCCCGUUGCUGAGCCCGCCGCUGCCACCGCUGUGACCGCUGUCGACAUCCUGCGUUCCCUGGUGGCCCAGAAGCUGAAGAAGAGCUUGGCCGAUGUGCCAUUGUCAAAAGCUAUUAAGGAUCUCGUAGGAGAUGCACUAACUCUUGGUUGUUUCACUUCACUAGGCAAAUCCACAUUACAGAACGAAAUUCUCGGUGACUUGGGCAAGGAAUUUGGCUCUACACCGGAGAAGCCUGAGGAUACCCCGCUGGACGAGCUUGGUGCCUCAAUGCAGGCGACCUUCAACGGCCAAUUGGGCAAGCAAUCCUCCUCACUUAUCGCCCGUAUGGUCUCUUCCAAGAUGCCCGGUGGCUUCAACAUCACAGCCGUUCGCAAAUAUCUCGAGACUCGAUGGGGACUGGGCGCAGGCCGCCAAGACGGCGUGCUGCUGCUCGCCAUUACAAUGGAGCCGGCCUCCCGUCUCGGUGCCGAGCCUGAUGCCAAGGCUUUCCUGGACGAUGUGACCAACAAAUACGCUGCCAGUGCUGGUAUCAACCUCUCCGCUCCUGCGGCCGGUGGUGACAGCGGUGCUGGCGGUGGUGGCAUGAUGAUGGAUCCCGCUGCUAUUGAUGCCCUCACCAAGGACCAGCGGGCUCUAUUUAAGCAACAAUUGGAGGUCAUUGCUCGCUAUCUGAAGAUGGAUCUUCGUGCUGGUGACAAGGCUUUCAUCACCUCGCAAGAGACCCAGAAGGCCCUCCAGGCCCAAAUUGACCUGUGGCAGGCCGAGCACGGAGAUUUUUAUGCCUCCGGAAUUGAACCAUCGUUCGAUCCUCUCAAGGCCCGUGUUUAUGAUUCCUCAUGGAACUGGGCUCGCCAGGAUGCCCUCAGCAUGUACUAUGAUAUCAUCUUUGGCCGUCUGCAGGUUGUUGACCGUGAGAUUGUCAGCCGGUGCAUUCGUAUCAUGAACCGAUCCAACCCUCUUCUCCUCGACUUCAUGCAGUACCACAUCGAUAACUGCCCCACUGAACGCGGCGAGACCUACCAGCUCGCCAAGGAGCUCGGACAGCAGCUCAUUGAGAAUUGCCGUGAAGUGAUGGACGUUGCACCUGUUUACAAGGAUGUUGCCGUUCCCACUGGUCCUCAAACGAGCAUUGACGCCCGUGGCAACAUCGGCUUCAAGGAGAGCCCCCGCGCCAGUGCCCGGAAAUUGGAGCACUACGUCAAGCAGAUGGCUGAAGGCGGCCCCAUUUCGGAGUAUAGCAACCGUAAUAAGGUUCAGAAUGACCUGAAAAACGUCUACAAGCUGAUCCGCAAGCAACACCGCCUCUCCAAGGCAUCCCAGCUUCAGUUUGAUGCUCUCUACAAGGAUGUUCUGCAUGCUCUUAGCAUGAACGAGAGCCAGAUCAUUCCCCAGGAGAAUGGCAAGAAGUCUGGCCGCAAUGGCCUCAAGCGCAGCACUUCUCGCCCGGGCAAGGUUGAGACCAUCCCCUUCCUGCACCUGAAGAAGAAGACCGAGCACGGCUGGGACUACAACAAGAAGCUUACCGGUAUCUAUCUGAACGUCCUGGAGUCAGCUGCCCGUUCUGGUUUGACUUUCCAGGGCAAGAACGUCCUCAUGACCGGUGCUGGUGCCGGUUCCAUCGGCGCCGAGGUUCUCCAGGGCCUGAUCAGCGGUGGUGCCAAGGUUAUCGUCACCACCAGCCGCUUCUCUCGUGAGGUGACUGAGUACUACCAGGCCAUGUACGCCCGCUACGGCGCCCGUGGCUCUCAGCUGGUUGUGGUGCCUUUCAACCAGGGCAGCAAGCAAGAUGUUGAGGCUCUGGUUGACUACAUCUAUGAUACGAAGAAGGGCCUUGGUUGGGACUUGGACUUUGUCGUUCCGUUUGCCGCCAUCCCUGAGAACGGUCGUGAGAUCGACUCGAUCGACUCCAAGUCGGAGCUUGCUCACCGUAUCAUGCUGACCAACCUCCUCCGCCUCCUGGGUUGUAUCAAGACUCAGAAGCAGACCAACGGCUUUGAGACUCGUCCCGCCCAGGUCAUUCUGCCUCUGUCUCCUAACCACGGUACUUUUGGUAAUGACGGUCUGUACUCCGAGUCCAAGCUUGGCCUGGAGACCCUCUUCAACCGUUGGUACUCUGAGAACUGGGCCAACUACCUUACCAUCUGUGGUGCUGUCAUCGGAUGGACUCGUGGUACCGGUCUCAUGAGCGGUAACAACAUGGUUGCUGAGGGCGUUGAGAAGCUUGGUGUUCGCACCUUCUCCCAGCAGGAGAUGGCAUUCAACCUUUUGGGUUUGAUGUCCCCUGCUGUGGUCAACCUGUGCCAGCUUGAUCCUGUCUGGGCUGAUCUCAACGGUGGUCUUCAGUUCAUUCCCGAUCUCAAGGGCCUGAUGACCAAGCUUCGGACUGAUAUCAUGGAGACUAGUGAUGUUCGCCAAGCUGUCAUCAAGGAGACCGCGAUCGAGCACAAGGUGGUUAACGGUGAGGACAGCGGUGUCUUGUACAAGAAGGUCGUCGCCGAGCCCCGUGCCAACAUCAAGUUUGAGUUCCCCCAGCUUCCCGACUGGGAGAAGGAGGUCAAGCCCCUCAGCGAAUCUCUUAAGGGUAUGGUCAAUCUCGACAAGGUGGUCGUUGUCACCGGUUUUGCCGAGGUCGGUCCCUGGGGUAACUCCCGUACCCGUUGGGAGAUGGAGGCCCACGGCAAGUUCUCCCUGGAGGGCUGUGUUGAGAUGGCCUGGAUCAUGGGUCUGAUCAAACACCACAACGGUCCUCUCAAGGGCAAGGCCUACUCCGGCUGGGUUGACGCCAAGACUGGUGACCCUGUUGACGACAAGGAUGUCAAGCCCAAGUACGAGAAGUUCAUCCUGGAGCACACUGGUAUCCGUCUCAUCGAGCCGGAGCUGUUCAAGGGAUACGACCCCAAGCAGAAGCAGCUGCUUCAGGAGAUCGUCAUCCAGGAGGACUUGGAGCCCUUCGAGGCCUCGAAGGAGACCGCCGAGGAGUUCAAGCGCGAGCACGGCGACAAGGUCGAGAUCUUCGAGAUCCCCGAGUCUGGAGAAUACACCGUCCGUCUUCGCAAGGGUGCCAACCUGCUUAUUCCCAAGGCCCUGCAGUUUGACCGUCUUGUUGCUGGUCAAAUCCCCACUGGCUGGGAUGCCCGCCGCUACGGUAUCCCUGACGACAUUAUCGAGCAGGUGGAUCCUGUCACCUUGUUCGUCCUUGUCUGUACUGCCGAGUCGAUGCUGUCUGCCGGUAUCACCGACCCCUACGAGUUCUACAAGUAUGUCCACCUUUCAGAGGUUGGUAACUGCAUUGGUUCCGGUAUCGGUGGUACCCACGCUCUGCGUGGCAUGUAUAAGGAUCGCUACCUCGACAAGCCCCUGCAGAAGGAUAUCCUGCAGGAGUCUUUCAUCAACACCAUGAGUGCCUGGGUGAACAUGUUGCUCCUGUCCUCCACCGGUCCUAUCAAGACCCCUGUCGGUGCCUGUGCUACUGCUGUCGAGUCCGUCGACAUCGGUUACGAGACUAUUGUUGAGGGCAAGGCCCGUGUCUGCUUUGUCGGUGGUUUCGAUGACUUCCAGGAGGAGGGAUCCUACGAGUUCGCCAACAUGAAGGCUACCAGCAAUGCUGAGGACGAGUUCGCUCACGGCCGUACCCCGCAGGAGAUGUCUCGCCCGACUACUACCACUCGUGCUGGAUUCAUGGAGUCGCAGGGUUGCGGUAUGCAGCUCAUCAUGAGCGCGCAGCUUGCGCUUGACAUGGGUGUGCCCAUUCAUGGUAUCAUCGCCCUGACUACCACUGCCACUGACAAGAUCGGUCGUUCCGUUCCUGCCCCCGGACAGGGUGUCCUCACCACUGCCCGUGAGAACCCCGGCAAGUUCCCCUCGCCUCUGCUUGAUAUCAAGUACCGCCGCCGCCAGCUGGAGCUUCGCAAGAAGCAGAUCAAGGAGUGGCAAGAGUCUGAGCUGCUCUAUCUGCAGGAGGAGGUUGAUGCUAUGCAGGCUCAGAGUGAUGAGUCCUUCAACGCCUCUGAGUAUAUGCACGAGCGUGCUCAGCACAUCGAGCGCGAAGCUGUUCGUCAGGAGAAGGAUGCUCAGUUCAGCCUUGGCAACAACUUCUGGAAGCAGGAUUCCCGCAUUGCUCCUCUGCGCGGUGCUCUGGCCACCUGGGGUCUUACUGUUGACGACAUCGGUGUCGCUUCUUUCCACGGUACCUCCACCGUUGCCAACGACAAGAACGAGUCAGACGUCAUCUGCCAGCAACUCAAGCACCUGGGCCGCAAGAAGGGUAACGCCGUUAUGGGUAUCUUCCAGAAGUAUCUUACCGGUCACCCCAAGGGUGCCGCCGGUGCCUGGAUGUUCAACGGCUGCUUGCAGGUUUUGGAUAGCGGUCUCGUCCCUGGUAACCGCAAUGCCGACAAUGUUGAUAAGGUCAUGGAGAAGUUCGACUACAUUGUGUACCCCAGCCGCAGCAUCCAGACCGACGGCAUCAAGGCUUUCUCGGUCACCUCCUUCGGUUUCGGUCAGAAGGGUGCUCAGGUCAUUGGUAUCCACCCUAAGUACCUUUAUGCCACCCUUGACCAGUCUCAGUACCAGACCUACAAGAACAAGGUCGAGUCGCGCCAGAAGAAGGCGUACCGCUACUUCCACAAUGGCUUGAUCAACAACAGCAUCUUCGUCGCCAAGAACAAGGCUCCUUAUGAGGACAACCAGCAGAGCAAGAUCUUCCUCAACCCUGAUUACCGCGUGAGUGUGGACAAGAAGACCUCAGAGCUGAAGUACUCUGCCACCUUCUCCAAGGCCGAGGAUCCCAGCGCGGAGAGCACUCGUAAGAUGGUUGAGUCUCUGGCCAAGGCCAACGCCUCCGAGAACUCGAAGGUCGGCGUGGACGUCGAGGACAUUCUGGCUGUCAACAUCUCCAACGAGACUUUUGUCGAGCGCAACUUUACUGCGAGUGAGCAGGAGUACUGCCGCAAGGCCGCCUCGCCCCAAGCCUCGUUUGCGGGCCGGUGGAGUGCCAAAGAGGCUGUUUUCAAGUCGCUGGGCGUCAGCAGCAAGGGCGCCGGCGCUCCCCUGAAGGAUAUUGAAAUCGGAAGCGAUGCCAACGGCGCUCCCGUGGUCAAUCUCCUCGGUGCCGCCGCCGCCGCCGCCAAGCAGGCCGGCGUCAAGCAGGUCACUGUCAGCAUCAGCCACAGCGAAUCUCAGGCCGUUGCCGUUGCGGUUUCGCAGUUUUAA
Penicillium macrosclerotiorum is the source of this 5505-nucleotide messenger RNA. RefSeq names its product trifunctional fatty acid synthase subunit FAS2. Gene Ontology annotation, biological process: long-chain fatty acid biosynthetic process. The transcript has 4 exons. Gene Ontology annotation, molecular function: magnesium ion binding; 3-oxoacyl-[acyl-carrier-protein] reductase (NADPH) activity; holo-[acyl-carrier-protein] synthase activity. The record is from RefSeq and is a predicted model, not a curated record. Lineage: Eukaryota; Fungi; Ascomycota; Eurotiomycetes; Eurotiales; Aspergillaceae. Bases 1 to 5505 code for a protein of 1834 amino acids. Gene Ontology annotation, cellular component: fatty acid synthase complex.